CAUUGGGAAAUAAAAACAUAUGAUCCUAUUUUGGGAAAGUCAUUAUGUUUUAGUCCUAUUUAGGUAAAUUUCUCUAUUUAGUUUUUUUAUAAAUUUGUACGAGACUAAUUAUAGUAUUGUGUGUAGCUAUCUUGUAUGGCGGAUUGCCAUCAACGCCUUGAGCCAGGUAGGCACCCAGAUGGUUUUGUACCUUCUCACGAUGUAGUGCAAGUUCAUGACUUGUUAGGGGAGUGUAUAUGUGCUCUUGGACAUCCAUGUAUCUUUGAUCAUCCACAGGAGCAGCCAGUCUAUAAUCCAGGACAUAUUCGGAGAUGGACAGAGAGUUGGCGCAAUGCACCUGCUGUUGGGGUUAGGCAUGGGGGCGGGGUCAGCGGAGUACUCCAAGUCGAGACUCCAGCAUUCCACGACUGGCUUUGUCUUGCGUCCAGCGGUCCAAUUCCAGAAUUUCAAGCGUCCGAAUUCCAGAGUUGUAGAUUCGGCCGUCCUCUUGCGUCUCCAAUCCAAAUGGACGACCAGGCUCCGGCGGCGGAAGAGUCUUCAGUAGCAGUUGUUUGAUAUAUAAUUUCUAGCGUGAAGAUUGAGAUUUCAGCCAUUCACGCUAGCGUAUCUCUCAGAUUCCAUCUAACCUUCCGCCUUCGUCUCCAAGUUUUUGAGCAGUAGGCAGAAUGAAUGAUUGACAUAUUC
Molecule: messenger RNA, 684 nt
Organism: Cuscuta campestris
Lineage: Eukaryota; Viridiplantae; Streptophyta; Magnoliopsida; Solanales; Convolvulaceae
Source: the annotation of a GenBank genome assembly